UUCAGUCUGUUACUCAACAAAGUGCAGCCCAUUGGAAAUCUGAUCUUCUUUCUAAUAAGAUCUCUCCAACGAUUUUCUUUCCACAGAGACACAAUUUGACUUACAUUAAGAGCACAACAGUCUGACUUUGACAUCUUUGCCAAUCCUUUCAUCAUCGAUGUCUGCACUGCACCCCAACAGCUUCAGAGUUAAUUGAACUUCAAAGCGACAGUGGCCUGAGAGCAAAGUUCCAGGAUGCUGCAAUCCAGGAUUUUUACCGUCUGCUGCCCCCUGGUUUGAUGCCACAGCUUCGACUUCAUGCUGCCCGUGUUCUGACCAUGUUUGGGAGCACCUAUCAGUGCGGACAGUUUUUUUCCAUAAUGAAUCUGAACAAAAACAAGCACAGAUCACGCCUCACGGAUGACAACCUCCAUGCUGUUCUACACAUUGCCUGCACAGGACCUAAAACCAGACAUUGACACACCGGUAAUGGGAAAACGGUGUCAGAAAUCUGGUCAGAAAACACACAGCUGAGGUUAUGGAGAGGCAGAUUAUUCAGCAUACCCGGGGGGCCUUUGAGAGUGGAAGAACUCGUCCUCUUGAGUUCAGGCUGCAGCAGCUUCAGGCCCUGCAGCGGAUGAUAAGUGAGAGGGAGGUUGAUAUCGUCACAGCUCUCAAACAGGAUAUUAACAGGAGCCAGUAUGAUACAUCACUUUUGGAGUUGAUUGGAAUAGAUAAUGAGAUUAACCUGGCAAUGGAAAAACUGAGAGAGUGGGCAGCCCCUCGGCUGGUGGAGAAGAAUCUCUUCACUAUGUCAGACGAGGCUUACAUCCAGCCAGAACCCCUGGGAGUGGUGCUUAUAAUUGGAGCCUGGAAUUACCCAUGGGCCGUAACAUUGAUACCUCUUGUAGGAGCUAUUGCUGCAGGCAAUGGAGCUGUGGUGAAACCGUCAGAGAUUUGUGGUUACUCAUCUCUACUUCUCGCAACACUGCUCCCUCUCUAUCUGGACAAGGAUCUAUACCCAGUGGUGGCAGGUGGCGUUCCAGAGACACAGGAAUUGUUGAGGCAGAGGUUUGACCACAUCUUCUACACUGGAAGUAGUGUGGUAGGCAAAUUAGUAAUGGAAGCUGCAGCGCGACAUAUCACCCCGGUGACUCUGGAGUUGGGAGGGAAGAGUCCUUGCUACAUCGACAAGAAUUGUGACAUCAGAGUUGCCUGCCGUCGUAUAACAUGGGGAAAAUUUGUCAACUGUGGGCAGACGUGUAUUGCUCCAGACUACAUACUGUGUGAACCUUGUGUACAAGGUCGUGUGGUGGAAUGCAUCCGACAAACACUUUUGGAAUUUUAUGGUCCAGACCCCAAAUCAUCACCAGACUAUGGUCGCAUCAUUAACCAAACUCACUUCAACAGAGUUGUGGGUCUGAUGGAGGGGUAUGCACCAGUACUUGGUGGCCAGUAUGAUGCCUCACAGCGCUAUAUUGCUCCGACCAUAUUGAAGGAUGUGCCCCCUGAUUCCAAGCUGAUGCAGGAAGAAAUAUUUGGUCCUCUGUUGCCGAUAGUGACUGUGAGUGGCCUAGAUGAAGCCAUUAACUUCAUCAAUAAGAGAGACAAACCUUUGGCCCUCUACAUAUUCUCCUCUGACAAAAAGGUCACUAAAAAGAUGAUCAAAGAGACGACAAGUGGAGGAGUGACUGUUAAUGAUGUUAUGAUGCACUACACACUAAUUUCACUCCCAUUUGGUGGUAUAGGUCAGAGUGGUAUGGGCUUCUAUCAUGGCAAACACACCUUUGACCGGUUGAGCCACCAGAGGGCAUGUCUACUCCGUUCACUUGCCAUGGAAAGUAUCAACCUAGCUCGCUACCCACCUCAGGAUCGCCAGCGAGCAAGAAGGGCACGGUUGGCCCUAAUGUCGCCCUUGAUUGACUUAUCCAAGAAGACUUAUAUUUGGGCCAUCAGUGUGACUGUCAUUGCAUUUGGGCUACUCAUCACUUUGCUAGUUAUUCUUCUUCUUGCUGCAGGCUUGAAUUGUACCUGCUGGUACUGGAGAGGUUUUUUUAAUUAGAAGAGGAAAAUGACUGCCUUAUAUACGAUACUUAUACAUGAUUGUCAGUUUGAUCUUAUAAAAAGUGGUGGAAAGUCUGUCAAUACUAACAGGAGGUCCGUCAGUCUGCUACUGACAGACUCACGUUUUGGUGGUGGGCUGAUGACUGAUGGAAACAUUGAUGGUAUAAGCGCCGGCAGAAGCGAAUUUCGUCCGCCCCCAAACUGUCACUAACCCAAAAAGCAGGCAAACAUUUGGCUAAUAAUGUUUUGUGGCACACAUUGGCACGUUAGCUCCAUCCACAGUACAGAAAUUUCUGAAUGACCACGCUGUGUCAUAUCAGUAGCCUGCUGGCUUUCGUAAUGAAAGGUUUUCGGAAAUCCUCUACAUUCUUGGACGCCCCAAAAAUAAGCCCUCUCCUUGGCCUUCUUCCCCAAGGAGUACAGGGAGGUGUGGGUAGUCAUUAAGUAUAACACCACUUCCAUAGCGCCGCUGACAACAUCCAUAAGCCGAAGAAGCACCAACUUCCAGAAGCUGGUGUUCCUCAAGGCAAUGGUCCCCAACGACCAGUUGACCUUCCAAAGCACAAUAUAUACAUAUAUAAGGCUCUCUUAUUAUCAAGAAUUGUGAUACAACUGUCCUCAGCUUUGAGCUGAACAACAGAUAAACAUAAGGGAUGGCAGAGAUGCGCAAGACAGCAGCCAAUCAAUCAACCCUUUUUUUUCUACUUUUAUUUGCAAUUUGAAAAUGUAAACUAAAAGUAAAAAAAAAAAAAAAAA
Syngnathus acus (greater pipefish) is the source of this 2799-nucleotide messenger RNA. RefSeq names its product aldehyde dehydrogenase, dimeric NADP-preferring-like. NCBI's taxonomy places the organism in Eukaryota, Metazoa, Chordata, Actinopteri, Syngnathiformes, Syngnathidae. Gene Ontology annotation, biological process: aldehyde metabolic process. Gene Ontology annotation, cellular component: cytoplasm. The coding region runs from base 518 to 2041 and encodes 507 amino acids. Gene Ontology annotation, molecular function: aldehyde dehydrogenase (NAD+) activity. The record is from RefSeq and is a predicted model, not a curated record. The transcript has 11 exons.